AUACUCCUGUGUUGAAUUGCGCUAUAGCAAGAAGAAGUUUGAGAUAUUGAUGUAAACAAUUAAGCAUGCGCGAGUCACAUGGUGUUUGGUUGUGUUUACUUUUACCAUACCUUUAAAACAUGGUGAUACAGUUCUAUUACAAUAUGUCAAAUAACACGCUGCUAAAAUAAAAACAUUUGGAGACAAAGUCCCUUCAAGCAAUAUUAUGCCCACGCGCAUCAAGGAAGAAUUUCGACAAAUCGACUGUCGUUUCAAACACCACGUGAUGUAUCCCAUGUUAUACGUCAUUCCGGAUGUGCGACUCUCCCUCUCUUAAACUGUGGUGGUGAAUCGUUAAUUGAAAAUGGCUUUCAAUCGGAGUAGAAUGAUUCAGCAACUUUUUCAAAAUCUUGUGACAUUUAAUGUAAUAUUGAACACCGUGAAUUACUUCUGACGUUGAUUACUUUUAAAAUCCGUUCAACAAAUAAGAGCACAAGGUCCUUUUAUAAAAACUCUUGGCUCCGAAAACACAUAUGUUAUUGAAUAUUGGGAUGUGGCUGAUAAAACACUAUGGCGAGUCUAUCCGCUGUGUUCACUGAGACAGAAAGGACGAACUGGCUGAAGGCGUGGCUGGCAGUUGACAUUGCUAAGUCUGGUUUAGAGCAGUUCGUGGAGAACGAGGCUAAAACUGUACACACCAAUAUAUACAACAAUGUAUGGUCAAGUAUUCCAUCGCAAGCCACCUGUAUAGGCUGUACUACUGCAAACUUGCUGAAAUGCCCAACACAAGGCGUAUGCAAUAAACGAGGACCACAGAGUACAUGCACAUCUAUGCAUGAUAACGCGGCAAAACAACCACGACAGUGUCCUGCUAAUGUGUGUAAUAAAGUUCAUGACGAAAUUGUAAAGCAUCAUACGUUUAACAAACCGUCAUGGAAAAAUACAAUGGCGGAACAAUGGACAACAAAUCCAUGGCAAAUAGCCAAGGCGUAUUUGCCUCGAGACGGAUAUACUGGCAAGUGUUCAGUCCAAGAUACAGACUUCAACGGAAUCAUCAGUUUUAUGAUGAACUGCAAACACUUCGACAACAAGUUUUCUUUUCCAAUUUCUACCGGAAAACACAGUCCUCCGUGUCUACUGACUAUGGCGCGAGAUAUUGGUAGAACUGUCCGUCACUCGUCCCAGUGUAAAGUCACAGACCCAGAUCUCCAGGACGUCUUCACAACACUGACUAACCUGCUUAGUGACCAAACGAGUCUUGCACAUGACGUCAAUGCUCUGGAGGCUGUGAAAAAAAUAGCAGAGCUGCAACAGGACACAUUAAAGAUAACCACGGAGGAAAUGAUUCAUUUACUAGACGCUGCAAACGAUACACUUAAGAAAGUUCAAAACAUAGCUGAUAAAUCUCUGGAUGAGAUGCAGAUGUACCUUGAACAGUGUAAAACGGAUCUAAAUUCACACAUAGACAUCUGUAAACAGAAACUUGAUGACCAUACCGCCAAAUGUACAACUGAUAUAGAUGAACAUGCCAUUGAGACUUUGGAAUCGACCUAUGAGCAAUCUAGUAAAGGUAUUUCUUAUUUUGUGUUCGCUGUAAGUUCUCUAUUAAUAACUCCGAAUGCAUAUUUCGGAUAAUUAAUCACGUUUUUGAAACCCUUUACUAAAUCUCA
Molecule: messenger RNA, 1649 nt
Organism: Dreissena polymorpha
Lineage: Eukaryota; Metazoa; Mollusca; Bivalvia; Myida; Dreissenidae
Exons: 4
Coding region: 550-1614 (354 amino acids)
Source: RefSeq, a predicted model, not a curated record